UUAAUUUCCAAGAUUCGUGUCGACGAGAGACUUGCAUCUACAAUGUCGUCGCGUCGUUGUAAGCAAUCGUUCGAAAGCCAGCGCAAACAAAAUGUUUAAACUAUCGUUUGAUUUGCUUUUGUUUCGACAGAAAUCCUCCGAUGUUUGCUUCGUAUCGCGUUUAUACCCGAUUUACGGAACAACAUACUAUCGACUCCAGCUGACCCACUUCUUCCAUUAAUUAACGCUUUUCUUCGAGAGUUGCACGAUGCAAAACUCUCCACGAUGUUGCAAAUUGGGGAAAAGAGAAACUUGUAAUUUAAAUAGAAGCGUAAAAUUGUUUUACAUUGCGUUACAGCGUUACAUAUAUAGUUACAUCAAUAACUGCUUCUUUCACGCUCGAUGAUAGCCUCGGAUCUUCCACGGUUCGUGGAUAGAUCGAGGAAACAGGAUUAACGAAAAUGGUGCAUCGGAUCCGACUUAUUAAUUUUCCCAUAAGAAUCGAGCACCAGUUCUCUUCUCUUUGAGACUGUUAUUCCCGUAGUGCACAGCUAGUCGAGACUCAUGCGAUUCGUACGCGCUCGAAUGAUCGCGGAAAAAGUGAUUUAGCAUCCGCAAUUGCGGAAGAACAACAUUUCUCAAAGAUUAUACGAUUGUACACAAUUACACGUUUCAUCGAUGUCGUUGCUUAAGACCUUGUCGUUUAACAAUUAGAAGGUACGAUCGUGAUGACGAUAGAAAAUGACGGAAAAGUUAAAGAUAUAGAUGACCUUGAAACGCUCUUGAUAUUUUCUACCUGUGUUAGAUACAUUCUACUACUGUUAUCGAAAUACAAAGAUAAAAGCAAAAUAAAAAUAUUUUCAUACACGAAUAAAAAUAGAUCUCCCUAUAUAGCCGUGUCAAACAAUCGGAGAAUCCUAAUUAAUCGUACGGUAACUGGCUCGGGAUCGUUUUACGCUCUUUGCCCGAUUUCCACUCGCAGUUCACUUUCUCCUCGAACAUUCGUGACAAAAGAGCAGGGACCAUUGUUCAGGGAAAAGAUUCAAAAUGGUCCCGGAAGGCCGCCCGACGAAUUGAAAGUAAUACGGAUUGAUUUAACACCAAUUUCAUCCAGGUAACGAACGACAAGGGGUCGGGAUUACAAGCUCGACGAGAAGGUAGGGAGCGUGGUCGAAGUGAAUGGCUUUCUCAUCGGAUCCGUGGAUCUUCAGUAUUCCUGGUUCCAGUCGGACCGAUGGACGGUCUCCUCUCGCGUGCUAUUUGCUACAUCGGCCGGAUCGGUCUGCUCGAUGUUCGAUGUUCGAUCGUAACUGAGAAACUUGCGACGGGACGAAAAAUUUAGUGUUCGAACGUCCGGCUCGUUUUCUGCCAACUGUAACCAUGAACGCGGCAACAAUCUUGUUGGUCCUCGUGAUAGGAUUAGCCAACGGUCAAUUGAAUUUCGAGGGUAACCCGCUGACGGAGGAUACCGAGUACACGGCUGUGGAAUCACGAUUCUCCGAAAAAACUGCAGGACGACAGGAAACCACAGUGGACGUGAUCGAUGCUUCGGCAGAAUCUCCUCAAAACAUUCAUCUACUAUUCUCGGACGUAAAAAACUCAUCCCAAUAUGCAAAUCCGAUAAAAACUUCCAUCGAUGAUCAUCCAGUGAAUCAUACGUGGUCGCACCUUGAGAAGCAACAGAGGAUCGUUCAAUCGGGUCGUCAUCUGUCUGCGAAUACGUACAAUCAAGGAAUCGCCUCCGUCAACAACGUUGAAGUAGCCUUGAACUCUUUUCUUAAUUCGAAGACGCCAGAGGAAUCACGUCUGUCUCUGGACCAUUAUUUACAAAGCCGAGAAACCCCUCAGAAUGCCAAAGCAAUAAUCGCCAAUCAGCAGCAAUUAACGCAACAGCCAGUAACACGUGUUAAUCAGGAAACCGUGUCUUCUCCGGUGAACCAACACUUGACUGCGCAACUCAUGCAACAAAGGCAGGCGCCGCACACUUUUCCAGUUGGCCAACCAGCUAAUCAACCGACCUAUGGUGCGCCUGUGAACUCGGUGGAUCUUCGUUCGACUAUGUCAAAUCCGGCAACCGCGUCACUGAUGCAGCAACAGCAGAUGUUACAACCGUACGCUACCGGAAUUCAGGCAAGGAACGACGUCUACUAUCCAGGAUGGUAUCAACGCGUAAGAAGGGUGCGUGGAAAGCCGUUUCCCUAUGCGCAAUCCAGGGGUGGUCCAGGAUUCUACGCCGGUCCGGUUCCUCCAGUGCCGUUCAAGCAGAAAGGCCCACCCGUUGAAGUAAUCUACACGAAGCCACCAGGAUUUCAUCGUGGGCCACCACCUAUCAGCAACCCUCCGGUUCCCUACGAAGACGCUAGUGCUUGGUUCCCUGAAGUUGAUCAUCCACCGUCAACCAAAGAUGUUUACUAUUCUCAGCUAUACGCUCAAUCCUAUGAUCCUUAUUACUACAAUUAUAUCGCCAAAACGGGCAAAAUAAAACCUCAUCUGUACGGCAAAUUAGGUAAGUAUCACGAAGAAGAAGGGGACGGUAUCUGGGGGGAAUUGUAUCGAGGAUUCAAGAAACACGGCCUGAAGAAUAUCAUGACACCAACGUUUCUCUUGGGAAUGACUCUCCCUGUGGUCACUCUGAUGCUCACGGCACUCGUACAGAAAAGGUCUCUGUCCAGGUCGGAUUCGAGAGAAUUGACAAUGGAGAACACGAUCCAGGAUUAUUUAGAGCAAGUUCAGAAAGCCGUGGAAUGUUACGAGAAGAAACGUAGGAAGAGGAACACGAGUGCAGAUGAGUGUUAGAAUUAUGAUUGAUUUUAUUAAUUUAUUGAAUGUGGAUAUCGAAUAGGUAAUGGAUGAAAUGGAAAGGAUAUCUAGAAAUCUUGUACAUAUUUCGUGUAACAUAUUAACGAGGGAUAUGCUCGUAUGAUUGUGUAGAACAGAGAGUGAUUUCUCUUAGAAAUGGUUCUCUGUCGCAGUCGGUGGUUUAUAGCGAGUGAUUAAUUACAUAAAAUCGCGGUAGACCAUCACGAGAUAUCAAUGGGGAGAAGGUGACAGUGAAACGUCUCUCGCGACGAGAGUGGCUAAACGUGAGAAGCAAACUUUCGCGGGUCAAUUACCUACGACCCUAUUCGCAUCCGCGUGGGUGUGCAACUCGCGGAUAGUAAGAUUAAUUACCAAUGAUACCGAGCUACUUUUACUUUUCUAAUAAACUACUCGACCACAAGUGGAUUAGUAGUAGCGGCUUUGAUUAUAAACGAUGCGAUUGGGAAAUACAAAAACGUUGAAACUUUA
Molecule: messenger RNA, 3267 nt
Organism: Bombus pyrosoma
Lineage: Eukaryota; Metazoa; Arthropoda; Insecta; Hymenoptera; Apidae
Exons: 3
Coding region: 1360-2775 (471 amino acids)
Source: RefSeq, a predicted model, not a curated record